GGGUGGCGGGAAAAGAUGGGAACUGCGGCCCUGGACCCCUUCCAUGGAUCCACCCAGCCCGGCGGCCCGUCUCUGAGGGGAGGAGGCAGCGCCGGAGAGACGAGACAGCCCAACAGGCAGGAACCAGCCUGGGCCCGCCUGCUGCCCCGGCUGCGGCACACGCGCCGCUCCGUGGGCGGGGCCGAGGCUGCCCGGGGGGCGAGGGCGGCAGCCGACCGGGCCUGCGCCUCCCUUGCGCCGCCAGCUGCCCCAGGGCCGCCUCAGGCGGGCUCCGCCCGGCCCGAAGCCGAGAGCGCCGCGCCGCCCUGCCCCGCCCGGCCGAGUAGGCGCCUGGUGCUGCCGAGCCCCGCGCCGGGCGCAGAAGAAGCCGGGCGGCGGGUCCGGCUGCUCCUGCCCGGCCCUGUGCCUGUGCCCGUGCCCGUGCCCGUGCCCGCGCCCGCGAUGAGGACCCUCUGCCUGUCCGGCGUGGGCGGCCUGUCCGUGUGCCUGCUCAUCGCCAGCAUCGCCCUGCUGGCGGCGCGCGUCUUCCAGAGGGUGGUGGACGAUAAGGUGGAGCAGGAAACAGUAUUAAAGAAUGGCACAGAAACCUUUCAAGUCUGGGAGAACCCUCCUCCACCCGUCUACAUGCAGUUCUAUUUCUUUAAUUUGACAAAUCCUUUGGAAGUGAUUAAUGGGGCAACCCCUUUUGUGGAGGAAAUAGGGCCAUACACCUACAGAGAGUACAGGCCAAGAGUGAGUGUUCACAUUUUGGAGAAUGGCACCAAAGUAUCAGCUCUUAACCCAAAAACCUACGUAUUUGAUCCAGAGAAGUCCAUUGGAGACCCUGAAGUGGAUCUGAUCAGGACUGUAAAUAUUCCUGCAGUGACUGCAAUGGAAUGGGCCCAGACAAGUCCUCUGCACCUGCCCCUACAGCUGAUACUACUCUAUUACAGAGAAGAACUGUUUAUGACACGUACUGUUCAUGAAUUACUGUGGGGCUACAAAGAUAGUCUUCUGUCAACCAUUCAUUUCUUUUAUCCUGAGGUGGAUUCAGAAUUUGGUUUAUUUAAUAAGAUGAAUGGGACAGACGAUGGGGAAUAUGUUUUCCUAAGUGGGUCAAGGAACUACCUUAACUUUUCAAGGAUUGUGGAGUGGAAGGGAAAAAAGUCUCUGGAUUGGUGGACCACAAAGACUUGUAAUAUGAUCAAUGGGACAGAUGGAAAUUCUUUCCAUCCCCUGAUAAGCAAAGAUGAAAAACUCUAUGUUUUUUCUUCUGACUUUUGCAGAUCUCUGUAUUUGAUGUUUGACAGCUUUAGGAGUGUGGCAGGUAUCCCUGCCUAUCGCUUUGUGCCCCCUGAAGAGCUCUUUGCCAAUACUUCUGUUAAUCCAGACAAUGCUGGAUUCUGUGUGCCAGUAGGAAACUGCCCUGGAACAGGUGUCCUGAAUGUCAGCAUCUGCAAGCAGGGUACCCCCAUAUUUUUAUCAUCCCCACAUUUUUACCAAGCAGACAAAAAGUAUAUUAACAGCAUACGGGGCAUGAAUCCAAAAAAGGAAGAUCAUGAGAUGUUCCUGGAUGUCAAUCCAUUGACAGGGGUGAUUCUCCAAGCAGCCAAGCGAAUCCAGAUCAACAUCUACAUCAAAAAAAUGCCUGAAUUUUUUGACACAGGCAGGAUCAGAACACUGCUUUUCCCUGUGGUGUAUAUAAAUGAGAGUGUUUUGAUUGAUGAAGCAUCUGCCAGUAAGCUGAAAUAUGCUCUGUUCGAAGCCACUCUAUUAAAGAACAUCCCUUUUGUAAUCAUGGCACUUGGUAUUAUUUUUGGGAUCGUUUUCAUUGUGCUUGUGUGCAGGUUCCGUGGAACAAAGGACGAGGGCAGAGAAGUUCUAAUAAACUCUGAGUAAGUGCAACCAACAAAGCUAUACAGCUAAUUUAAGAUACAUAAGGGUACUGAAGACGAAAGGGCUUCACUCAUCAGGACAUCCUAGUAUUAUUUUCUCCCUAACAAGUGAGCUUGAUGAAUAAACUAUGCAAGCCAACCUAAUACCAACCACUAUGCAGCCUUCCCCACUGUGGAAAAAUGAUCAUGCUUAUUAUGAUUAUUCAUAAUACCGAGUAUGAGGAAACCUGGAACACAAUUGAAGGAGGUGACUGUUCUUACCAGCUGCUAAGCUAUGAUUUUAAAAUUAAAUUUUAAAGUGGCUUGAUAUUCUGCAUUUUCAUACUCUGAAAUUAGUAUUUAAUAUCCCCAGUGCUCUUUUUUUUUUACCUGCAACAAAAGCCAUAGACACUCAUAGCCACAGACUUAAACACUAUGAUUCAUUAUUAGGAUUAUGUGAGAGAUAUUUGCAAAAACACCUUUGUGACUUGGGUUUCUAUGUGCUUAAGACUCUUGAAAAUGGGACAUGGUCUUCUAAAUCACAUGGGAACACUUGAAAAUGUUGCCCUUAAUCUAAUAUGUACAUGGUACAUCAGACUUCUUAUUGUCACUGCAUACACUGACUGCUUAAUAGUUGUUAUUCUUUAGUCCUUUUACCUCCAAAACUUAUUUCUGAUUCUAAACCAAAUGCUGUUUUAACACACACACUCACCAGCUGUAAAAAAAGCUUUACGUAACAUUUUCUUAUAGCAGUCUGACAUAUCUUAGUGUUGCUUGAAAUCCCAUUGUGUUCUAUCAAUAAACUUCCUUUCCAGGUUUUCUAUUCCAGUUUUGGUUGGUUGAGGGUAUGAUAGAGAGUUAUUUUUUAAUCUGAGGUGACUCUCAAGUACCUUUCAUGUGAUGGAUUGUAGAUAUAAACUUUGCCAGAUUGUUUGCAGUUGCAUUCGUUAUUUAAGAAACAUGUAGCUCUUCCACACUAAGGUACAUCUGGAAACUGAAGAAAAACAGUGUGAAUGUUUAAAAUAGUGAUCAUUUUAAAAAUCCCACAUUUAAAAUAUCACGAAGAAGGAACUUUUGUAGAUCAAAAUAGAAAGAGUAUUCUUAUUGAAAAGUGCUUCCCUCAAAUAAAGGCAGUGAAACAGA
Molecule: messenger RNA, 2996 nt
Organism: Alligator mississippiensis (American alligator)
Lineage: Eukaryota; Metazoa; Chordata; Crocodylia; Alligatoridae
Gene: SCARB2
Product: scavenger receptor class B member 2
Exons: 13
Coding region: 16-1878 (620 amino acids)
Biological process (GO): receptor-mediated endocytosis; protein targeting to lysosome
Cellular component (GO): cytoplasm; lysosome; membrane
Molecular function (GO): scavenger receptor activity
Source: RefSeq, a predicted model, not a curated record